Molecule: messenger RNA, 1934 nt
Organism: Epinephelus lanceolatus (giant grouper)
Lineage: Eukaryota; Metazoa; Chordata; Actinopteri; Perciformes; Serranidae
Gene: rdh8a
Product: retinol dehydrogenase 8a
Biological process (GO): retinol metabolic process; estrogen biosynthetic process
Cellular component (GO): cytoplasm; cytosol
Molecular function (GO): estradiol 17-beta-dehydrogenase [NAD(P)+] activity; all-trans-retinol dehydrogenase (NAD+) activity
Source: RefSeq, a predicted model, not a curated record
AAAGGAAUUAACUUCAUUUUCAGGGCAGGCGGCACCUAUCAAGUUAAAAGUCUUGUCUGCGAGGGGUGUUUGCAAUGCCACGUCCUUUUUUCGGUUACUGAUUUUAUUGAACAUGUGACUGAAUUAGAAGCUCACAUGGCUGCGGUGGCUGUAUGAUCCGCUUUAGUUUUUUAAAGUCCGGUGAUCGGUAGCUCCCCUCGGCAGCGACCAUCCAGAGCAGAGGACCGCUGAAAAACACAGCGCCUACCCGGACAAAUCAUGGCGAACAGCGGGCAGAAAGUUGUGCUGAUCACCGGCUGCUCCUCCGGCAUCGGGUUACGAAUCGCCGUCACGCUGGCCAAAGAUGAAAAGAAGCGUUACCAUGUCAUUGCCACCAUGCGGGACCUGAAGAAGAAGGACAAACUGGUGGAGGCAGCAGGAGAUGCAUAUGGCAAGACCUUGAUGCUGCUUCCACUAGACGUGUGCAGUGACGAGUCAGUCAAGCAGUGCAUCAACAACGUCAAGGACCGCCAUAUUGAUAUCCUGAUCAACAAUGCAGGUGUGGGCCUGCUGGGACCCCUGGAGAGCAUCAGCAUCGAGGAGAUGAAAAGAGUAUUUGAGACCAACUUCUUUGGCGUCGUUCGCAUGAUCAAGGAAGUGAUGCCAGACAUGAAAAAGAGGCGCUCCGGACACAUCUUGGUUAUGAGCAGUGUUAUGGGGCUUCAGGGAGUGGUGUUCAAUGAUGUUUACACUGCCUCUAAGUUUGCCAUGGAAGGCUUCUGUGAGAGUAUGGCCGUGCAACUGAUGAAGUUCAAUAUCCGGUUGUCCAUGAUUGAGCCUGGCCCAGUGCACACUGAGUUUGAGACAAAGAUGAUGGAGGAUGUGGCCAAGAUGGAGUAUCCAGGAGUAGACGCCGACACAGUUCGUUAUUUUAAAGACGUUUACCUGCCAUCAUCCAUAGAUAUAUUUGAAGCCAUGGGCCAGACGCCAGAGGACAUAGCCAAAUGCACUAAAAAGGUUAUUGAGUCAAGCAGCCCUCGCUUCAGGAAUCUGACCAACAGCCUCUACACUCCCAUUGUGGCCUUAAAAUACGCAGAUGAGACUGGUGGCCUGUCUGUCAACACCUUCUACAACCUACUAUUCAAUUUCGGCCCUCUCAUGCACAUCACCAUGAGCAUCCUCAAGUGCCUGACAUGCAGCUGCCUGCGCAGACGCACCAUCUCACCUAACUGAAGAGGGCGUCCAAUCCUGCCCUUACCCCUCCCAGUUUGUUGAACCCCACCCAGUUCCUACUGCAUUUUUCCUGAGGUUUUGGGCCUAAGCAGGUAGUCUAGAGCCAGUAACCCCGAAGAGAGGAGGUGCCUUUUAGUUCAAAGACACUACCAUGAUAAGCUUUGCCAGACAACAUGCACAGUUGCACAAGUUUGUCUCAGAGAUGUUGAAUGCAGGAUGACCUCAUGUACUCACAUGUAAACACAGACAACACACACAUUGGAUUAUUGUACAUACAUACUAUAAAGCUAAGGCCUCGCCUUAGCCAGAUAUAGCUCGGUUAUAUAGAGGUUAGAUGUCUAUAUCGUUUUAAUGAGAACUUACAGACAGGACAUGAGAUACGAGCCCCAUGGACAGAAAUCAAAGCACAAACUCAGUUACACAGAGAGACAAUUAAAAUAUAGAGAAAUUAUAAUGCUAUAACUUGUAGCCUAGAUGAUUAUACAUUCAGGCUCACCAGAGUUAUAACAUGUAUGACAGAGACAGAAAGAAUAUAUCUGCUUUAUUGUGAUGUGCCCUUAAUUUCAUGUUUGCCUGAGCAUAGUGUUCUCAUGGUCAUAACUGCUGUUAAAUCAUAUUUUUAAUCUUUUGAUAAACUGAAUGUUUUUCAAGGUUUGUGAAGGGGUGGGUCAGAUAUUUUUAAUCUAGCAUCUUGAUUUAAAAAUAAACAGAAUUCUGAUUUA